AUGGGAGGUAAGAACCUUAACGUAAAACAUUCCCUUGACUUCAAAAGAAGCAAUCAAACUAACGGUGUAGCCUCUCUAAAAGAGAGGCUAAGGCAGAAUGCCAAUGUCAAGAAGUGGAAGGGGCGCAGAGAGAAGCAUUUCGGCAAUAACAUGGGUCAGAAGGUGUCUAACUUUAACUCUCCCGAAACUUAUCUGCCUAUUAACACUCGUUAUGGGGUUAAAAAUAAUAGCUUUUCUAAGCCCAAAAAUGAUGACCAAUAUAUGAAAAAUAUGAGGAAGGUGUACCACACUAUUGAUUAUGAGAAUGGCAGGAACAAGGCAGGACAACCGAAGAGGAAGAAGUUUGGAUCUUAUAAUCCCUCCCAAAGUCCGUCUCAUUCGGGGUCGCUUACUAGGAGUAACAAGUUCCUGGCUUCCAAUGAUUUUGCAUUCAGCACGAGUCAAUAUAGAAGUAAUAAAGAAUUCGAUGCUUCUUUGGAUAUCAAAGGCACUGGAGGUCAUAAUCGGAGAGCCUCAAAUAAUGUAAUUAGCUCAGGAUUAUCAAAUCUUAAAAGAAGAAAACGGCAACAAGAUAUGGGAAUAAAUGGUGUUCAUUCCUUUCGAAAUUCUUUCCAUAAUAAUAAUGCCAGCUUAAGCACAUUAUACAAUAAGAACUCAGGAAUGGGCAGCUUUUGGGGUGUAUCAAGUAACGUUAAUAAUUCUUUGAACUCUAUAAACAAAAGAUCUAAGGAGAAGAUAAUUCCUCAGAACGCAAGGCAGAGUUUACAUUUGAAACUGAAGAAGAAAAUAUUUCAAAAUUCAAAAAAGAGUAUUGGAGAAAAUAGAAGAGAGAUACACAUGCUCCCAACGAAUACUUUUAACAGGAAGAACUUUAACGAAAAAUAUGGCUUGAAUAUGAAGAACAAUAACGAAGGCCUUCUAGUCAAGUCUUAUAAUAAUCCAAUACCUGGAAAUGCCAGUACUUCCCUGGAUAAUUAUCACACAAAAAGUCAUGAAGAUGUGAUAAAAAGCUCCUCUUCUAUCAUGUUCAAGAACAUGGAUAACCAGAGGCAUAAGCCCAUCAACGGUCAGAUUAACCAUAAGAUACUAGCGAGCCUAGCUAAUAAAAAUAUGAAAGACCAGCUUUCCAAUAAGAAGAAGCCCAAGAAGGAUCUGAGUGCUGAUGCUAGGAUAAUCAAUGCAUAUAGCUAUGAUAAGAGAAAGAAGAAAGAUAAUUCAAAGGUCCCAACAAUGGGCAGCACUGUAGAUCCUGAAAAUAACAGUGAAAAUAUGACUCAGGAGCAAUUCCAAACUGAAGUUAAGUCCUACCCGCAACCUCACAAGCAAAACUCAUUCAUAAAUAAAAUCAGCGACGAUCUGAAGCAUAUUGAUGAGAAGCAAUAUGGGUCUGAAGGGAAGAUCAACGAGUACGAUGAUGUCCCAAAAGAGUUCGACUCUCCUUCUCAGUACAAAGCUAUUAGCCCUUCUCCGAACCUCAACACCAGUGCUAUGAGUAAAGAGGUUGCUUUAGAAGACGGAUCUUUCCGAAUAAGAGAGGAUGAGAGUAAAACCAAUGCCAAACAAUUUCCUAUGACUGCAGCCAAGGCUAUCCUCCACUACGGUAAAUAUCUCAGCGAAUAUGAAGAAUCUGAGAUUUUGAACUACAGUUUGGUCUAUUACAUCAAUAAGUCCAUCAGCAUCGACCAGAGGUCAGGCAAGAAGUCCAAAAAGAACACCCAAAAUUUCAAAGUAAUCAAAGGCGAACAACUCUGCUACCGCUAUGAAAUAAUCGAAUCUCUGGGCAAAGGUGCCUUUGGCGAGGUCAUAAAGUGCUUCGACCAUAAAGAAAAGUGAGAUAUUGCCAUUAAAAUUCUGAAAAACUCCUCUGACAACUACGAACAAGGAAUGAACGAGGUGAACAUUCUGAGAUAUGUGAAGGAAAAUGACCCUGAGGAUGUCAGGAAUAUUAUUAAGGUCAACGACACUUUUAUUUUUAGAAACCAGAUCUGUAUUGGCUUUGAGAUUAUGGACAUGAACCUUUAUGAUGUUAUUAAGGGAAGGAAUUUUAGAGGCAUGAAGGUUAAGUAUAUUAGGAGGAUUGCAUUGCAUAUAUUGGUAGGACUCUGAUUCCUUGCAAGGCAGAAUGUUAUUCAUUGAGAUAUUAAGCCAGAAAACAUCCUUUUGAAGAAGAAGGAUGACCAGAAGGGGUAUAUUAUUAAGAUCAUUGACUUUGGAUCAGCUUGUUUUAAGGAUAAUAUUGUUUAUUCUUAUGUACAGAGUAGAUUUUAUAGGGCUCCUGAAAUUAGCCUUGGAAUUCGUACCUAUAGUCAAGCUAUUGAUAUGUGGAGUUUUGGAGCAAUGCUGGCUGAACUCUAUACAGGAAUACCACUUUUCCCAGCAGAGAGCGAAGAAGAGUUACUUGGCCUUAUUAUGGAGCUCAGAGGGCCGAUGCCUCUUUAUAUGGUCAAAGAAGGAAUGAAAGGUAGUAAAUAUUUCAAAGAUGAUGGAACUCCAAAAGAGCAUGUAGCUCUGAUGCCAAGAUCAAAAACUCAGAAUUCGAAAGAUAAGCACAGACUUGACCUUGAUGAGUAUGCAAAAAUGUGAGCAAUGAAAGAAGGAAUGAGUGAGCAGAUUUUAAACAGUUCUCAAAAGUCAUCUUCAGAAGGAUCAGAGGAAGACUCAGAUGAAGAUGAAAGUGUGGCUCUGAAGCAUGAUCUCCACCUAGAUUCCCCAUCUAAGCAUCAUUACGUUGUUGGUGCGAAGACAUUAGAUUAUGUGAUGCAGUGAGAAGACUCAGAAUUUGUAGAUUUCAUCGAGAGAUGACUUGAUCUGGACCACAAAAGAAGAUUGACUGCCAAGGAUGCUUUAAAGCAUCCCUGGAUUAUCAAGGGCCUGAAAUAGGCCAAUCAUGUCAAUUUUAUAAUUUCAUUCAAUUAAUUA
Moneuplotes crassus is the source of this 2919-nucleotide messenger RNA. NCBI's taxonomy places the organism in Eukaryota, Ciliophora, Spirotrichea, Euplotida, Euplotidae. The record is from the annotation of a GenBank genome assembly.